Messenger RNA from Pleuronectes platessa (European plaice), 6517 nucleotides. RefSeq lists its product as uncharacterized. The record is from RefSeq and is a predicted model, not a curated record. Gene Ontology annotation, molecular function: protein binding; zinc ion binding. Lineage: Eukaryota; Metazoa; Chordata; Actinopteri; Pleuronectiformes; Pleuronectidae.
AGUAUAAGAACCAGUGAACAACAAGCUGGGAACUGUGGGAGCUGAGUCACUGCAGGGAGUGAACGAGAGAGGGAGGAGCAGAGAUCUGGUUCUGUUCAGAGGAAGUGAACCUGUUCUUCAGUCUCUGGCAGCAGCUGAAAUGGCGCAGCAAGAAGUUCAACUGGACAGAGAAAGAUUCUGCUGUUCGAUCUGUCUGGAUCCACUGAAGGAUCCGGUGACUACUGUCUGUGGACACAGCUACUGUAAGAGCUGUAUUAACAACCACUGGGACAAUGGGGAGGAGAGAGGAAGCUACAGCUGUCCUCAGUGUAGACAGACCUUCACACCGAGGCCUGUCCUGGAGAAAAACACCAUGUUAGCUGAUUUAGUGGAGGAGCUGAAGAAGACUGGACUCCAAGCUGCUCCUGCUGAUCACUGCUAUGCUGGACCUGAAGAUGUGGCCUGUGAUUUCUGCACUGGGAGAAAACUGAAAGCUCUCAAGUCCUGUUUGAACUGUUUGGCCUCUUAUUGUGAAAAACACCUCCAGCCUCAUCUUCAGGCAGCUCCUUUUAAGAAGCACAAGCUGGUGGAGCCCUCGGAGAAGCUCCAGGAGAACAUCUGCUCUCGUCACGACGAGGUGAUGAAGAUGUUCUGCCGCACUGAUCAGCAGUGUAUCUGUUAUCUCUGCUCUGUGGAUGAACAUAAAGACCACGACACAGUGUCAGCUGCAGCAGAAAGGACUGAGAGGCAGAGAGAGCUCGGGCUGAGGAGACAAACAAUCCAGCAGAGAGUCCAGGACACAGAGAAAGACCUGAAGCUGCUUCAACAGGAGGAGGACGCCCUCAAUGGCUCUGCUGAUAAAGCAGUGGAGGACAGUGAGGAGAUCUUCACUGAGAUGAUCCGUCUGCUGGAGAAAAGAAGCUCUGAUGUGAAGCAGCAGAUCAGAUCCCAGCAGGAAUCUGAAGUGAGUCGAGUCAGAGAGCUUCAGGAGAGACUGGAGCAGGAGAUCACUGAGCUGAAGAGGAAAGACCAUGAACUGAAGCAGCUCUCAGACACAGAGGAUCACAACCAGUUUCUACACAACUACCCCUCACUGUCACCACUCAGUGGAUCUACACACUCAUCCAGCUUCAGGAUCCGUCCUCUGAGGUACUUUGAGGACGUGACAGCAGCUGUGUCCCAGGUCAGAGGUCGACUACAGGACAUUCUGAGUGAGACAGAGACAGAGAUUUUACAGAUUGUGUCUCAAGUGGAUGUUUUACUGCCACAACCAGAGCAAGAGACCAGAGCUGACUUCUUAAGAUAUUCACAGGAAAUCACACUGGAUCCAAACACAGCAAACAGACGUCUGUUAUUAUCUGAGGGAAACAGAAAAGUAACGUGUAUGAGUAAAGAUCAGUCUAAUUCUAAUCACCCAGACAGAUUCACUGAUUGGUGUCAGGUCCUGAGUAGAGAGAGUCUGACUGGACGUUGUUACUGGGAGGUGGAGCGGGGGGGGGGAGUAGUUGGUGUAGCAGUCACAUACAAGAAUAUCAGCAGAGCAGGAGGCUCACGUGAAUGUGGCUUUGGAUACAAUGAUAAAUCUUGGUCAUUAUCUUGUUAUGGAAACAGUUAUAACUUUGAAUACAACAGCAUCAGGACUCCAGUGUCAGGUCCUGAGUCCUCCAGAGUAGGAGUGUACCUGGAUCACAGUGCAGGUGUUCUGUCCUUCUACAGAGUCUCUGACACCAUGACUCUCCUCAAAAGAGUCCAGACCACAUUCACUCAGCCUCUCUAUGCUGGAGUUAAUGUUUAUCGUUCUGGAUCCACAGCUGAGUUCUGUCAGCAGAUGCAGGAAAAGACCAGCACCAUCGCAACCAACUCUGCUCGCCUCGGUCUCAACAUCCACAGAGGGAAGAGCAAAGUCAUGAGAGUCAACUCUGCCAACACUGCACCCAUCAUGCUGGAAGGCGAAGCUCUGGAGGAGAUUGAGGAGUUCACCUACCUUGGCAGCAUUGUCAACAAGCAGGGUGGAACAGAUGCAGAUGUGAGAGUCAGGAUUGGCAAGGCCAGAGUUGCGUACCUCCAACUAAAAAACAUCUGGAGCGCAAAAGACCUGGCCAUCACAACAAAGAUCAAGAUCUUUAACAGCAAUGUGAAGUCAGUCCUACUCUACGGUGCUGAGACAUGGAGGACUACGGUGAAUACAACAAAUAAAAUCCAGUCAUUCAUCAAUACCUGUCUGCGACGAAUCCUCCAGAUCCACUGGCCUAACACCAUCAGCAACAAAGAACUGUGGGAACGUACCAGCCAAAAGCCAGCGGACGAAGAGAUCCUCCAACGACGUUGGAGAUGGAUAGGCCAUACUCUCCGUAAACCAGCCACAAACACCACAAGACAGUCCCUCAAGUGGAAUCCCCAAGGGAAAAGAAAGAGAGGUCGGCCGCGAAACACCUGGCGUAGAGACUUGGAGGCAGACGCCAAGAAAAUGGGCUACACCUGGGGACAGCUUGAGAUGUUGGCCCAGGACCGGGAUGCAUGGAGAACUCUUCCAGUGAACAACAAGCUGGGAACUGUGGGAGCUGAGUCACUGCAGGGAGUGAACGAGAGAGGGAGGAGCAGAGAUCUGGUUCUGUUCAGAGGAAGUGAACCUGUUCUUCAGUCUCUGGCAGCAGCUGAAAUGGCGCAGCAAGAAGUUCACCUGGACAGAGAAAGAUUCAGCUGUCCGAUCUGUCUGGAUCUACUGAAUGAUCCGUUGACUACUGUCUGUGGACACAGCUACUGUAAGAGCUGUAUUAACACCCACUGGGACAAUGGGGAGGAGAGAAGAAGCUACAGCUGUCCUCAGUGUAGACAGACCUUCACACCGAGGCCUGUACUGGGGAGAAACACCAUGUUAGCUGAUUUAGUGGAGGAGCUGAAGAAGACUGGACUCCAAGCUGCUCCUGCUGAUCACUGCUAUGCUGGACCUGAAGAUGUGGCCUGUGAUGUCUGCACUGGGAGAAAACUGAAAGCUCUCAAGUCCUGUUUGAAUUGUUUGGCCUCUUAUUGUGAAAAACACCUCCAGCCUCAUCUUCAGUCAGCUGCAUUUAAGAAGCACAAGCUGGUGGAGCCCUCGGAGAAGCUCCAGGAGAACAUCUGCUCUCGUCACGACGAGGUGAUGAAGAUGUUCUGCCGCACUGAUCAGCAGUGUAUCUGUUAUCUCUGCUCUGUGGAGGAACAUAAAGACCACGACACAGUAUCAGCUGCAGCAGAAAGGACUGAGAGGAAGAGAGAGCUCGGGCUGAGGAGACAAACAAUCCAGCAGAGAGUCCAGGACACAGAGAAAGACGUGAAGCUGCUUCAACAGGAGGAGGAGGCCCUCAAUGGCUCUGCUGAUAAAGCAGUGGAGGACAGUGAGGAGAUCUUCACUGAGAUGAUCCGUCUGCUGGAGAAAAGAAGCUCUGAUGUGAAGCAGCAGAUCAGAUCCCAGCAGGAAACUGAAGUGAGUCGAGUCAGAGAGCUUCAGGAGAGACUGGAGCAGGAGAUCACUGAGCUGAAGAGGAAAGACCAGGAACUGAAGCUGCUCUCAGACACAGAGGAUCACAACCAGUUUCUACACAACUACCCCUCACUGUCACCACUCAGUGGAUCUACACACUCAUCCAGCUUCAGGAUCCGUCCUCUGAGAUACUUUGAGGACGUGACAGCAGCUGUGUCCCAGGUCAGAGGUCGACUACAGGACAUUCUGAGUGGGACAGAGACAGAGAUUUUACAGAUUGUGUCUCAAGUGGAUGUUUUACUGCCACAACCAGAGCCAGAGACCAGAGCUGACUUCUUAAGAUAUUCACAGGAAAUCACACUGGAUCCAAACACAGCAAACAAAUAUCUGUUAUUAUCUGAGGGAAACAGAAAAGUAACACGUAUGAGGAAAGAUCAGUUUUAUUCUGAUCACCCAGACAGAUUCACUGAUUGGCCUCAGGUCCUGAGUAGAGAGAGUCUGACUGGACGCUGUUACUUGGAGGUGAAGGUGAGAGGAGAAGUUUAUGUAGCAGUCACAUACAAGAAUAUCAGCAAAGUAGGAAAAUCACGUGAAAGUUUAUUUGGAUUCAAUGAUAAAUCUUGGUCAUUAAAUUGUAAUGUAAACAGUUAUAUCUUUUAUUACAACAACAUCAAGACUCCAGUGUCAGGUCCUGUGUCCUCCAGAGUAGGAGUGUACCUGGAUCACAGAGCAGGUGUUCUGUCCUUCUACAGCGUCUCUGACACCAUGACUCUCCUCCACAGAGUCCAGACCACAUUCACUCAGCCUCUCUAUGCUGGAGUUUGUGUUUAUCAAGGAUCCACAGCUGAGCUGGGAACUGUGGGAGCUGAGUCACUGCAGGGAGUGAACGAGAGAGGGAGGAGCAGAGAUCUGGUUCUGUUCAGAGGAAGUGAAUCUGUUCUUCAGUCUCUGGCAGCAGCUGAAAUGGCGCAGCAAGAAGUUCACCUGGACAGAGAAAGAUUCUGCUGUUCGAUCUGUGUGGAUCUACUGAAGGAUCCGGUGACUACUGUCUGUGGACACAGCUACUGUAAGAGCUGUAUUAACACCCACUGGGACAAAGGGGAGGAGAGAGGAAGCUACAGCUGUCCUCAGUGUAGACAGACCUUCACACCGAGGCCUGUCCUGGAGAAAAACACCAUGUUAGCUGAUUUAGUGGAGGAGCUGAAGAAGACUGGACUCCAAGCUGCUCCUGCUGAUCACUGCUAUGCUGGACCUGAAGAUGUGGCCUGUGAUAUCUGCACUGGGAGAAAACUGAAAGCUCUCAAGUCCUGUUUGAAUUGUUUGGCCUCUUAUUGUGAAAAACACCUCCAGCUUCAUCUUAAGUCAGCUCCAUUGAAGAAGCACAAGCUGGUGGAGCCCUCGGAGAAGCUCCAGGAGAACAUCUGCUCUCGUCACGACGAGGUGAUGAAGAUGUUCUGCCGCACUGAUCAGCAGUGUAUCUGUUAUCUCUGCUCUGUGGAUGAACAUAAAGACCACGACACAGUGUCAGCUGCAGCAGAAAGGACUGAGAGGCAGAGAGAGCUCGGGCUGAGGAGACAAACAAUCCAGCAGAGAGUCCAGGACACAGAGAAAGACCUGAAGCUGCUUCAACAGGAGGAGGAGGCCCUCAAUGGCUCUGCUGAUAAAGCAGUGGAGGACAGUGAGGAGAUCUUCACUGAGAUGAUCCGUCUGCUGGACAAAAGAAGCUCUGAAGUGAAGCAGCAGAUCAGAUCCCAGCAGGAAACUGAAGUGAGUCGAGUCAGAGAGCUUCAGGAGAGACUGGAGCAGGAGAUCACUGAGCUGACGAGGAAAGACCAGGAACUGAAGCAGCUCUCAGACACAGAGAACCACAACCAGUUUCUACACAACUACCCCUCACUGUCACCACUCAGUGGAUCUACACACUCAUCCAGCUUCAGGAUCCGUCCUCUGAGGAACUUUGAGGACGUGACAGCAGCUGUGUCCCAGGUCAGAGGUCGACUACAGGAUAUUCUGAGUGAGACAGGUACAGAGAUUUUACAGAUUGUGUCUCAAGUGGAUGUUUUACUUCCACAACCAGAGCCAGAGACCAGAGCUGACUUCUUAAGAUAUUCACAGGAAAUCACACUGGAUCCAAACACAGUAAACAAAUAUCUGUUAUUAUCUGAGGGAAACAGAAAAGUAACACGUAUGAGUGAAGUUCAGUCUUAUUCUGAUCACCCAGACAGAUUCACUUGUUGGCUUCAGGUCCUGAGUAGAGAGAGUCUGACUGGACGUAGUUACUGGGAGGUGAAGUGGGGGGGGGGGGGGGGAGGAGUUUUUGUAGCAGUCACAUACAAGAACAUCAGCAGAGCAGGAAACUCACAUGAAUGUUCAUUUGGACACAAUGAUAAAUCUUAGUCAUUAUCUUGUUUUGGAAACAAUUAUAACUUUUCUUACAACAGCAUCAAGACUCUAGUGUCAGGUCCUGAGUCCUCCAGAGUAGGAGUGUACCUGGAUCACAGUGCAGGUGUUCUGUCCUUCUACAGAGUCUCUGACACCAUGACUCUCCUCCACAGAGUCCAGACCACAUUCACUCAGCCUCUCUAUGCUGGAGUUUGGCUUUAUUAUUCUGGAUUCACAGCUGAGUUCUGUAAACUCAAAUAGACUCGAGUCAUUAAAAGCAGUGAUUUAGAUUCUGUGUGUUAAUCUUUAACUUCUUUUGUCUCCAUGUUUGUUGAUCAAAGUUUGUCGUGGUGACGUUUCUGCUCCGCACAGAGAUCAGCUGUCAAUCAAACACUGACCUUCCUUUAUCACACAUAUUUAGUUCUCACUUUGUAAAGACAGAAAUCUAUAAUUACACUGACAUGAAUGUGUUUGAAAGAUCUAAUGUUGCUGUUGUUUUCUAAAUCAAUGUAGAAAUCAGGUUGUGUGAUGUUUUAGAACCUGUGUUGAUCCUGAUGAGUGUUGCUAAGGGGCGGAACAUUCUGGAAACUUUCUGGAAACUUUGCUCGGGAAGUUAAGCUCAGGAAUUCUGGAAAUGUUGACACUUUUUUUGCAGAAGUUAAUCAAUAACAGGGAACUUACAGGAAGUUGAAAACC